UAUUAGAUGGCUUAAAAAUUUAAAGAGAGGUUACUGUAAGGUAUGCCAUUCCUUAUCACAUUUUUAGGUACUGGAGUGUCAAACAAGAAAUUCGAAUCCGAUUAUGCAAUGAAACUGAUGCAGAAGAUGGGAUGGAAUCAAGGCCAAGGACUCGGCAAGAAUAAAGAUGGUCAAACAGAUUGCGUAUAAAUUGAGAGAAGAGCUGAUUAGUUGGCAGUAUCCUAUCCAUUCUAAACUUAUAGCUUGGAGCCUAACAGUGCAGUCUUGGAUAAAGUUGGAAUGACUUGUGGUGGGAAUAGAGUUAUUCAAGCAGUCUCAAGAAUCUUAAACCCAUAUCCACUAAAAAUGUACUCCCUAUUCCAAUCAAUAUUAGCUUCCAUAACCAAUCUCCUCAGAUGAAGAAGACAAAUUCUCAGAUUACGAAAAACAUAAAAUAAGUCGUUCCCAAAAACCAAAAACAUAUGCAUAAUCCGCUAAAGUUCUAAUUGAAUAAGAUAGUGAUUCAGAAAAUGAUACCUUCAUUGCAAUUCAAAAGAAAAAAAUAAAAAAGACAAAAUGAUCAUAAAUAGGUCAACAUUCAAAAAUCUAUAACUUAUUAACAAUUUAACUAUUCCAACUCCUC
Paramecium octaurelia is the source of this 622-nucleotide messenger RNA. The record is from the annotation of a GenBank genome assembly. NCBI's taxonomy places the organism in Eukaryota, Ciliophora, Oligohymenophorea, Peniculida, Parameciidae.